AUGUCGUCCAGCGCCUCCAACGUCUCGACUGCGCUGAUGCACCAUUAUGGCGCUGGGGACGAAACUCGUAGUCAGGUCAUCGCGGCAUUCGCUGCCAUCGCAUGGUAUAAUGCCAUUGAACUGAUCGUCCUCUGCUUCGUCUCCUUCAAGCGUCACCGCGGUUGCUACUUCUGGAGUCUCCUCGUCUCCUCGAUCAGCAUCAUCCCAAACUGCCUCGGCUAUGUCCUUCUUUUCUUUUCAACCGGGGUCACACCCUACUCCUGUGUCACCCUGAUCAUCUUGGGUUGGUAUGCCAUGGUCACCGGCCAGUCUGUCGUGCUCUGGUCUCGUUUGCAUCUCGUUCUGCAGAAUACCAAGGUGCUGUGGGGAGUCUUGUGGAUUAUCAUCAUCGAUGCCUUCCUGUUCCUAAUCCCCACGACCGUGCUACUAUAUGGCGCGGUCGCAGCGCCGGACAGCAAGUGGUUCAACGGCUACAAUGUCAUGGAGCGCAUCCAGCUCAUUGGGUUCUGUAUACAGGAGCUGAUUAUCUCUGGUCUAUUCGUGUGGGAAACGACAAAAUUGCUACGCCUACGCCCUCAGGGUCGACCGCAGGGCAUCCUGAACCAGCUUCUCAUCAUCAACAUCAUUAUUCUCAUCCUCGACGUGGCUGUGGUAGUCAUCGAGUUCGUGGGCUACUACUCCGUACAGGUCAUGUUCAAGCCAGUCGCGUACAGCAUCAAACUCAAGCUGGAAUACGCGAUUCUAGGCAAGUUGGUGGCCGUUGCUCGAGGUGGAUACAGUGAAGGCGAGCUACCCUCGAGCGCCCGUGGGGAAAUCACAAUCGCUUCGUAUACCUCCUCAACGGAGCCUCCGCCAUCUUCACAUUGCCAUCUACGGGGGCAAUAUAGCCCGCCGUGGUUUUGGAAGACUUCACAACAAUCCAUCUCGGUGUCUUCGGCGGUCCCCGAGUAG
This is a messenger RNA of Penicillium maclennaniae, 951 nucleotides long. RefSeq lists its product as uncharacterized. The coding region runs from base 1 to 951 and encodes 316 amino acids. NCBI's taxonomy places the organism in Eukaryota, Fungi, Ascomycota, Eurotiomycetes, Eurotiales, Aspergillaceae. The record is from RefSeq and is a predicted model, not a curated record. The transcript has a single exon.